AUGAUGAUGUCUCGAACAGCCGUGCUGACGGUGCUGGGAGCGCUGGCAGUCGCAGUCGCUGCAUCACAGACAACGCGCUGGACCGUGCGCAUCGUUCUCGGUUCCGUGAAUCAGCUGCCAUCCAGUUUCCAGUUUGUGAGCGAGCAACAGCGUCAGGGCAGCGUCUUCUUUGUCUCCGACUCUGGCAGCAACCAGCUCACAUCGGACUCACAGACAAGCUUGGAGAACCAAUUCAAUACCCUGGAUCCUGAUGGACAAACUCAAACGCAGUUUGUGCAGUUUGAACAAGAGGAUGGCUCCGAUGACUUUGUGCUGCAGCUUGAUCUCACCAACAACGGCACAGACCCGACGUCCCUCUUCCAACAACUCCAAAACAUCACGAUCAUGUUCCAGGAUGAGGAAGUCACGUUCAUGAUCAACAACGGCAACAACUCCACAAACAACACAAACAACACAAACACAGAUACGCCAAUUCAGAUUGCACCUCGCACGACAAACAACGAUGACAACGUGCCCGUGAUUCUUGGCGCCAUCUUCGGCACCCUCGCCGGCCUCAUACUCAUCGCCUUUGUUGUUCUCUACGUGAAACGCGCGAAACACAAGCAGAGCGCUGUCGCCGACACAGAGCUCGACCGCGUCCGCACCGUCAGCAGAUCGGAUGCAAAGCGCCAUGAAGAACAACAGCAGCAGCAGCAGCAGCAGCAGCAGCAGCAAGCGAAAGCCGAGGAGGAGCCAGCAAAGCAGCCCGAGCAGCUGCAGCACCCGGAACCCGAGCCAGCGCCCGAGCCAGAGAAGGAGGAGGAGGAGGAGGAGGAGGAGGCCCCUGAUGGUGACGAUGAAGAUGAGGAGCAGGAAGAGGAGAGCCCUGCUGACCGCAAGCUGUCUGCACCGGGCGAGGACGACAUUGCACACCGCCGCGCAUCAUACCGCUGGAACGCCACUGCCAACGCUGUCGCCGACCCCACGCCAGGAGGCGAGGUGGUUGAGAACAGCUUUGACCGCGUGGUGGACGAGGCGCACAAGCAGCAGGUAGCGGGCACACUCGGCGCCGAGCAGCAGAACGACGAGGACGACACGAGCGAGGAGCGCAGGCCGUCUGAUGACAUCGCACACGAGCGCGCGGAAUACCUGUGGAACGCCACUGCAAACGCUGUCGCCGACCCAACCCCAGGUGGCGAGGUGGUCGAGAGCAGUCUUGACCGCGUGGUGGACGAGGCGCAGAAGCAGCACCGUGCCUCUGAGACGAACAACUAA
Salpingoeca rosetta is the source of this 1254-nucleotide messenger RNA. RefSeq lists its product as uncharacterized. NCBI's taxonomy places the organism in Eukaryota, Choanoflagellata, Craspedida, Salpingoecidae. The transcript is spliced from 12 exons. The record is from RefSeq and is a predicted model, not a curated record. The coding region runs from base 1 to 1254 and encodes 417 amino acids.